CUUGAAGUGAGGCUUGUGUCGAAAGAGAGAGAGAAAAAAAACAGCCUCUCAUUAGGUUGGUUGUGGCACCCCAUCAGGCUGCUGCCUUUCUUCUAUUGACAACACCCUGAUAGGAGGAGCUGCGAGUGCGUAGAAGGCGUCAGAAACCCUGAAUUUCUAACUUGCAGCUGGCAGGACCUUUUCCAAGCAGCCCUAUCGAAAGGAAAACUUCUGCAAGUAAACACUGGCAGAGUCAGCUGCUGAGAGCGCAGAGCCAGGCAAUCUGCCGGUGCAUGACUCCAGCUCAUAAACUCACAUCAGAACUGUGGAAGUCGGGGGUUGAUUCACGCACAUACACAAAACCAUAAUCUUAGCCAUGUCGUAUCCUCAGGGCUACUUGUACCAACCGUCAGCUUCUUUAGCUCUUUACUCGUGUCCAGCGUACAGCACGAGCGUAAUAUCGGGACCCAGGACGGAUGAACUUGGGAGAUCUUCCUCGGGAUCUGCGUUCAGUCCGUACGCCGGAUCGACAGCGUUUACAGCUCCUUCCCCAGGCUAUAACAGUCACCUCCAGUACGGCACAGAUCCGACCGCUGCUUUCACUUCCUACGUGGGCUCUCCCUAUGAUCACUCGACGGGAAUGGCUGGAUCUAUAGGAUAUCACCCGUACGCUGCUCCUUUAGGCUCUUAUCCCUAUGGUGACCCAGCCUACCGAAAAAAUGCCACCAGAGAUGCCACUGCCACUCUGAAAGCCUGGCUCAGCGAGCACAGGAAGAACCCUUAUCCCACCAAAGGCGAGAAGAUCAUGUUGGCCAUCAUCACCAAGAUGACUCUGACUCAAGUCUCCACUUGGUUCGCGAACGCCAGGAGGAGGCUGAAGAAGGAGAACAAGAUGACCUGGACUCCGAGAAACAGGAGCGAAGACGAGGAGGAAGAAGAGAACAUAGACCUGGAGAAAAACGACGAUGACGAGCCACCAAAAUCUUUAGAGAAGGGAAACUCGUCGGAAUCAGAGUCAGGGAAUCAGAAAACGAAGAUAGUAGAAAUCGCCUGUGAAAGAUUUGAGGAACAAGAUCCCAGCAAAGAAAGUGGGCAGAUCCUUUGCGAUUCGGAGUUAAAAGACGGAGAGGAAAGAGAAACCAUUCACUCGCCCAAAGCCACUACUUCUUCCCUGGUUGUGCCUCCUGGAGCUGAGCUCUUACACGAAAGCAACGACUCCGAACUGGAAAAUGCACAUACAAACCGAACUCACACUCUUCCGAGUAACACCGCGAACUGCAAUGUGACUUCAGUCAUCCAUUCCCCCCCGGCUACAAGCUCCAAGCCCAAACUCUGGUCUCUGGCGGAAAUCGCUACCUCGGACAAGUCCAAGGAACAGAGCGAGCCACUGCAGAGUGCGUGCCCGGGUCAGGGCUGCGCCGUGUCGGCCAGCGCCUCGUCUCCAUCCCGUUCCCCUUGUCCUUACCCGAACAGCGCCGUGCUGGGUCGGCCUCUCUACUACACCUCGCCCUUCUACACGGGCUACACGAACUAUGGUAGCUUCGGGCACCUUCACAGCCACCAUGGAGGUAGCAGCACAACACACUUCAGUUCCAAUGGAUUAAGCCAGACUGUCUUAAGCAGAGCAGAGGCUCUAGCAAAACUCUGUCCCGAAGCUAAAACAAAGAGCCCGGCACAAAUAGAUCAUUGCAAGGACACGUCGUCUUAUGAUUUGAAGAAAGGUAUGUCCAAUAUUUAAUACUGGUUCUUCGCCGAAUUUCUGGACACUAUUUAUUAUUUGGCCAUGGCAAAGUAUUUUCCGUGAAGAUGGUAUUAAGUGACACAGAUUUUUAGUUUCUCAUAUGUUCAAAACGGUUGAUGCAAACUGUUCAAAAUGUAACAUCUGAAAUGAAUGUCUUAACCAACUACGGAUUAAUUUGUAUUGAGACUAAUUCUGUAUAUUUAAUGUAGCGUUUUUUUGUAUUUAAGAAAGGAUAAUACACCCUCUUUGAAGUAAAUUAUGAAACGAGUGUCCUGUACAGAUAUUAUUGUUGUUCUUUCGUAUAAUAUAUAAACAUAUCUAAUAUAAAUCUGUGUUUUUGAAAUGUUUCCUAGUUAAGAUGCUGGCAAUUUAAUUUAAGACGAAAGUUGUUUUCUCUAAAUGUGUGUCUAGGAGGGAGAGGUUUUAACAAUAUACAAAUUAGACUCAAUUAGAGAGAGAAAAAAUAAAUCCAAGGGCCGCUGCUGAGCAAAAUGUAAAUAUCAAUUAAAACACAGUUUCGGCUUUCCAUAUCCAGGCGGGCAUUGCUGUUUGGCUUGGUUUGUUUUGUUGUCAAAAUGUGAAGAACUUUUAUUUUCAAAGAGAAUUAAUUCCAGAGAGUGUAGCACUUUCCGUGUGCAGUUCGGGAGUGCAGGAACUGGCUAGAAUAAUAAGGCUAAAACUAAAGUGCCAUCCUUUAACCUAAUUACAUCCAAUCAGUGUCGUGUUUUAUGCAAAGCAAUCAUCUGGUGAACUUUGCUAAUGAGUUCGAUUUUAUGCCAAAUUUAGUCCUCAUUACUAUCGCAAAAAAACACAGCAGUGCUAUAUCUGAGGCAGAGAACUGAAUGCAUGCUGACAUCCAUACAAGAUAACCUCGCCGAGAUCUUCUCACCCCACCCCCACAAGUUGUGCUCGUUUACCAUGUAAAUUCGCUUCAUUCUCCGGUAUUGACCGCAAGCUUUCCUUAGACUUUUUUUUCGCUGCUCAUAUUUCUUCCACCUUCAAUGUUACGAUACUGGAACCCAUUCAGUUAAGUGUUGGCUUGAACUUUUCCCAUAUUCGCAGGUAGGUGUCACACUUGUUCCGAAUAGAAACCCAUCGUACUUUCAACUAAGUGCCAAAAUAUCUUUUUUUUAAAAAAAAUUAAAAAAAGGAAUAGCACUCCUAGCAACAUUACCCUUCCAAUUCACAUACUACUGACUGUCAACUUAACACCAAACUUUACAAAAGGGAAGUAAAACGACCCCCAUUUAUUUGAUGUGAAUCAUUUCACUCCAGUCAAUGCCCUGAACAUGUCGCCAUACCUCAAAGUGUGAUAGGACGAAAACCAGAAAUUAAUUUUUUUCGUGGAAUAUUGUCGUCUGUGUAUGGAGUCUGCUGUACGUAGGAGAUUUUAAAAAAAUGAAUUGUAUUUUUGUAAGAACUAUACACAGAGCCUUUACUAAUUUAUGCGGCUGUUUUUUUUUCGCAAAACAAUGGAAUCGGAAAUGUUUGUAAAUAAAACCUCAGCCUGAUUUUUUCCAAAUGCAA
Messenger RNA from Chiloscyllium plagiosum (whitespotted bambooshark), 3247 nucleotides. It is a transcript of the gene irx5a, whose product is annotated as iroquois homeobox 5a. Gene Ontology annotation, cellular component: nucleus. Gene Ontology annotation, biological process: regulation of transcription by RNA polymerase II; cell development; neuron differentiation. Gene Ontology annotation, molecular function: DNA-binding transcription factor activity, RNA polymerase II-specific; RNA polymerase II cis-regulatory region sequence-specific DNA binding. The record is from RefSeq and is a predicted model, not a curated record. NCBI's taxonomy places the organism in Eukaryota, Metazoa, Chordata, Chondrichthyes, Orectolobiformes, Hemiscylliidae.